This is a messenger RNA of Paramuricea clavata, 684 nucleotides long. The record is from the annotation of a GenBank genome assembly. Lineage: Eukaryota; Metazoa; Cnidaria; Anthozoa; Malacalcyonacea; Plexauridae.
AUGGCUGACUGGUGAGAUUAAGUCAAUGAUCAAAAAGAAAGAAACACUACGGCGAAAAAUCCGUCGCGGAACAAAUUCUGCUGCACUUGUACAGAAAUACAAGAAUCUCCGCCGUACAUCUAAGAGAUCAAUCAAAGAAAGUCGGGAAAAGUUCUUGGUUCCCUAAGCGAAGCUCUACCAGCCAAUACGAAACUGUUCUAGUCAUUUUUUAAAACAACCACUAAAUCCAGCCGUAUUCCACAGCAAGUUUCCGUCGCGAAAGGCAACGAAGACUCCCCACGCUUAGAUUCCACUAGUCAAAAACAAGCUGCAGAAAUGUUCAAUGACUACUUCCACACAGUAUUUCUAACAGAAGGUGAUGAUAUUUCAAUCCCCGCUACAUCUGUAUGUGAAGAGACUAUUUCUGACAUUAUUUUAGACCCAAGUGAAGCAUAUGACGUUCUUCAUUGCCUCGAACCUAGUAAAGCAUCUGGUCCAGAUAAUAUACCAAUCCGCUUACUAAAACAAUGUGCGCACUCCAUCACGCCAUCAUUAGCAUGUCUCCUCAGCAAAUUCUUAAAGCAGGCCUCCCUACCAUCAGAAUGGAAACUGUCCAACAUCAUCCCUCUUCAUAAUAAAGGAAUCAAGAAUUUUGUUGAGAAUUACAGACCAAUUUCUCUCAUGUGCGUUAUUGCGUUAUUUUAG